Rhagoletis pomonella (apple maggot) is the source of this 1911-nucleotide messenger RNA. It is a transcript of the gene sgl, whose product is annotated as UDP-glucose 6-dehydrogenase. Gene Ontology annotation, molecular function: NAD binding; UDP-glucose 6-dehydrogenase activity. NCBI's taxonomy places the organism in Eukaryota, Metazoa, Arthropoda, Insecta, Diptera, Tephritidae. The annotation marks the transcript as partial. Gene Ontology annotation, cellular component: cytosol; nucleus. Gene Ontology annotation, biological process: glycosaminoglycan biosynthetic process. The record is from RefSeq and is a predicted model, not a curated record. The transcript has 4 exons.
UUUAUUAUCUUACAGCCCGGACUAGAUGAAGUCGUCAAAAAAUGUCGUAAUGUGAAUCUCUUCUUCUCCACUGACAUCGAAACUGCCAUUAAAGAAGCCGAUCUGAUAUUCAUUUCCGUAAAUACGCCCACAAAAAAUUUCGGCAACGGCAAAGGUCGUGCUGCCGACUUAAAAUACGUUGAAAGCGCUGCCCGUAUGAUCGCUGAAAUUGCACAAUCCAACAAGAUCGUUGUCGAGAAGAGCACAGUACCGGUACGCGCCGCCGAGAGUAUCAUGCACAUCCUGCAUGCGAAUCAAAGGCCUGGCGUCCGCUAUGAUAUUCUCUCCAAUCCUGAGUUUCUUGCCGAAGGCACUGCCAUUGAGGAUCUGCUGCAUGCUGAUCGUGUUUUAAUUGGAGGCGAACAGUCGGCCGAGGGUCACAAAGCUGUUGAGAAAUUAUCGUGGAUCUACGAACAUUGGAUACCGAAAAAGAAUAUACUCACAACGAAUACUUGGAGUUCAGAAUUGUCAAAAUUGGCAGCAAAUGCAUUCCUAGCGCAACGCAUAUCGAGUAUAAACUCAUUGUCGGCCGUGUGUGAGGCGACGGGCGCUGAUGUCUCUGAAGUUGCACGCGCGGUCGGCCUGGAUUCACGUAUUGGCUCGAAAUUUUUGCAGGCGUCAGUGGGUUUCGGUGGCAGUUGCUUCCAAAAGGACAUUUUAAAUUUAGUAUAUAUAUGCGAGGGUCUGAAUUUGCCCGAAGUAGCUGCAUAUUGGCAGCAGGUGAUCGACAUGAAUGAAUACCAAAAAUCGAGAUUUUCGCAAAAGAUAAUCGAAAGCCUAUUCAAUACCGUCUCAGAUAAACGCAUUUCGAUAUUUGGUUUCGCAUUUAAGAAAAAUACUGGCGACACUCGUGAAACUCCAGCCAUAACAGUAUGCAAAACACUACUGGAGGAGGGUGCUAAGUUGGACAUUUACGACCCGAAAGUUGAACCAGAACAAAUAAUAGACGAUCUGACACAUCCUAGUGUAACGGAAUCACCCGAAAGUGUCAAGAAGGCUGUGCAAAUACACAGCGAUCCAUAUAGUGCAGUGCGCGGUACACACGCGAUUGUACUUUGCACAGAAUGGGACGAAUUUGUGACAUUGGACUACAAACGAAUCUAUCAGUCUAUGAUGAAGCCAGCCUAUAUAUUUGACGGGCGUAAAAUUUUGGAUCAUGAAUGCUUGCAGCAGAUUGGAUUCCACGUACAGACUAUUGGUAAACGUUAUCAACGGACAGGUCUAAUGAGAUCUUGGGGAAGCGUUCCGCAAUUGUAGAAAACCGCCAUCUAAAUAUUUAAGUACAUACAUCCAUAUACAUAUAUACAUAUAGACAUUCAAGAGAAAUUCUGCUGAUAAAAUUGCAAUGAAAUGCGUGUGUGACACAUCUCAAGCUGAGCUGUUUGGAUAGGAGAAAAAUAACUGAAACCUACUAUAUGCAUACAGUAUUUUUUAAUAUUUUGCUGUAACAUUUAUUAUUGUAAAUAUUUAAAAACGUGUGUACGUAGUAUGUAUGUACGUGUACAUCUAAAUGAUAUACUUUGCAUUAUUUUACAUUCAUAUAACCUCGUAUUAAGCACAUUUAAAGUUCGAAUUCAAAGCUUUUUUUAAAUAGCCAUGCAAACUACAACCAACUAUGUAUUCGUGCCGCCAAUCGAAACGACGGUAGUUAUCUUACUUCCUCCCAAUAGUACUUACAUAUGUAUACGUCAAUGCAAUAAUUUACUAAAACUUCUAAUUACAAAACAUACAUUUAAACAAAUAUUCAAGCACAUUGUAUAUACGAACUUUACACGAUUACAUUCGUUCAAAUAUGUAUGAAAUCACAAAAAUGUGUACGGUAAAAACAAGUCGUCUUUUUAUUUUAAAUAAAAGCGUAAUUCAAGCAUAUAA